CAAAUUAUAAAAAUUCAUUUUUAUAUGUAUUAACUCUUUUCAAUUUUAUAAUCAAAUUCCCCUUGUCCAUCACCACCUACUCAUUAUUGAUCUUGGUAGACUCUCUAUAUGGUGGGUAUGGAGUGGAAGAAGUAAACAAAAUGGCAGCAGGAAAUGGGGGUCAGAUAUGGAAAGCCCAUGGUGCCAUGGCUUUGGUACAGCUUGCUUACGGUGGAUACCAUGUGAUUACUAAAGUAGCUCUCAAUGUGGGCAUGAAUGAAAUUGUCUUCUGUUUGUAUAGAGAUCUUCUUGCUAUAUCGAUUCUUGCCCCAGUUGCUUAUUUCAGUGAAAAGAGGUCGAGGCUUCCAUUGAAUAAGCGGCUAUUACUUUCAUUCUUCAUUCUAGGAUUGACUGGUAUUUUCGGUUGCCAACUGUUGUUCCUUAUUGGUCUUGGUUACACAAAUCCAGCUUAUGCUGCUGCUUUGCAACCUGCAAUACCAGUCUUUACGUUCAUACUUGCUGUACUCAUGGGUACAGAAACAGCUAAGCUUCUUACCGUGGAAGGUCAGUCAAAGGUUGGAGGUACCAUUGUUUGUGUUUCUGGGGCAAUUUUAAUGGCUGUGUUCCGUGGUCCAGUGGUGUUUGGAGACGGCACAUUAGACUUCACAGCACAAAUUGAGAUAAGUACUAAGGUUCAACCAGAGCCUGCUGGAUGGCAAUUGUCUAGUUUUCUGGAGUUGGGAUUUGAUAAUUGGCACCUCGGCGUCUUAUGCUUAACAGGCAACUGUAUGUGCAUGGCUGCAUACUUAGCUCUUCAGGCUCCACUUUUGGAAAAUUACCCAGCAAACUUAUCAUUGACUGCAUAUUCAUACCUUUUUGGCGUUCUAUUAAUGAUAGGGACGUCAUUCUUUGUGACCAAUGGAUCAACAGACUGGUAUUUGACGCAAUCUGAACUUGUCGCUGUGUGCUAUGCUGGAAUUGUUGCAUCCGCCCUGAACUAUGGACUUAUGACAUGGUCCAAUAAGGUUCUUGGCCCUGCUUUAGUUGCUUUAUACAAUCCGCUCCAACCUGCUGCAUCAACAAUUUUGUCUAGUGUUUUUCUUGGGAGCCCUAUUUAUCUGGGAAGCGUUUUAGGAGGACUUCUCAUUAUAGCUGGGCUUUAUUUAGUAACUUGGGCAUCUUACAGAGAGAAGCAGGCAGCCACGGGAACUAUUUCUCAUGAUCCUCGGAUAACAGACCCCCUAAUCCCAUAUGAGAUAGGACACAUUUCCUCUAUUCCUUCUUCCUCAAUGCCAAAAAUCAGUGAUUAGAUAUUGCUACAUCCAUCUUUACAUAUUCUUUUCCUUAAUCUCCUCAUAAUGAUAUAUAGUGCAUUUCACUGCUAAGAAUAAUGACACUUACCAAAAAAGAAUAAUGACACUAUGUAUUGCAGAUUUAUCAAGUUCUUUUUCUUACUAUGUAUUGCAGAUUUAUCAAGUUCUUUUUCUUAAA
Capsicum annuum is the source of this 1470-nucleotide messenger RNA. RefSeq names its product WAT1-related protein At4g19185. The record is from RefSeq and is a predicted model, not a curated record. The transcript is spliced from 7 exons. Bases 141 to 1289 code for a protein of 382 amino acids. NCBI's taxonomy places the organism in Eukaryota, Viridiplantae, Streptophyta, Magnoliopsida, Solanales, Solanaceae. Gene Ontology annotation, cellular component: plasma membrane. Gene Ontology annotation, molecular function: transmembrane transporter activity.